CAAACAGUAGCCCCCGCCCCCUUUCCCUGUCGUGGACGCGCAUAUAGGUGUUGGUUUACGUGCGCGCUCCCGUCGCGAUGACGUCAACUGCCCGGAUCUCGUCUUGUGUCUCUCAAACGUUGUGACGUGUGUUGUGGAAAUGGCCGAGGAGAGACGGAGGGACCUACCCGCAAGACAAUGUGAAGCUCUUUAACUCCGCCGAACAAACCACGAGUUUCGAAGGUCGCCCUGAGCUAGUUCCGACUAACCGACGAGCGAAUCCCUAACGCCCCGGCCGGACCAGCGCCUUUUCUUCCCCCUCCGGGGAGGGGGCGCCCAGCGAGCGAGAGAGGCAGCCGCCAUGGAGGACAUUAACUCGAAUAUCAACGCCGACUUGGAGGUGCGGAAGCUCCAGGACUUGGUCAAGCAGCUGGAGAAGCAGAACGAGCAGCUCCGAGGUCGUUCGGCGAUGAUGUCGGCGGCCCACCACCGACCCCACAGCGCCGGCUACGAGUCCCUGUCGUCGUCGUCGUCCUCGCUGUUAUCGGGGGGCGACAUGGCCCCCGGGGUGGGGUUCGGCUACAGCGACCUGUUGCAGAACCGUCGCUGCCGGAGCCCACGGCUCUCCUACGACGGCGUCAGCUUUCGGAGGCCGUUCGAAGGCGAGGGCGCCUCGGCAGCCACCUCCGGCUCGGCCCGGAACUCGCGCUGUUCGGAAGACGACAACGACGACCGCGAGACCUCCAUCCUGGAUCAAGUGGACGUUCUGAACCUGGAGGACAUGGACUGUCUGCACGAAGACGACGACAGCUGGCUGUAUGAGGCCAAGCUGAACAGCCCCCUUCAAAAGGCGCUGAGCCCCAUGGUGUGGUGCCGCCAGGCUCUGGACAACCCCAGUCCGGACAUGGAGCUAGCUAAGCGUUCCCUCAUCCACAGACUGGAUCUCACGAUGUCAGCAAACAAGCGCCGCAGCCUGUACGGGAGCUGCUACAACCAGCAGGGGAGUUACGGAAGCCCGUACAGCCCCAAUGCUGCCAACAGUCCCUACAGCAGCGGUUUCAACUCCCCAUGCUCCACACCCAGCAAGGUGCCCGUCGUCAGGCAGCCACUAAUGCCUGGUAACGCAGCCCACCAGCGCAACAUGGCGACGGAAAGAAACCCGCCCGCCAUCAGCCCACAGUCAUCGGCCGACAGCGAGCUGAGCACUUCGGAAAUGGACGACGACUCGGUGGGCUCUUCCACCACCUACAAGCUCAACAACGUCAAUGACGUGCAGAUUCUGGCACGCAUGCAGGAAGAGAGUCUGAGACAGGACUACGCCGCCUCAGCCUCCCGCCGUAGCUCGGGUUCGUCCUGCCACUCGCUACGUCGCGGCGGCUUCAGCGACCAGGAGCUGGACGCGCACAGUUUGGAAGACGACGAAGAAGCGGCAGCGCACCCUGCUUUCCGUCUGCCCGUCAGCCGCUUCAGUCCAUCACCACGACAUUCGCCGCGAGCAUCUCCGCGCGACUCUCCGCGAUCGCGCUCCCCGGACUACGGCCGCGCCUCGCCGCAGCCCACCGUCGGACGCCUUCAGCAGCCGCGUCGCUCAUUGCAAGGCCACACCGGGCAGACUGACACGGUCAAAAACGAAGAAAAGCUGCGUCGUAGUCUCCCCAACCUCACACGCUCCAACGCCACAGAGACCAUCAAGAACAACCGAGGAUGCGAAUCCAACAUUCAGAUGCCAAAUGGAGGCUCGCCCAGACACUACAGCCAAUCAGCUUCAGCACCUCAGAUCCCGAGACACUCCACCCCCAAAACCCAACAGCACCUCCAAAGCCCGACGGCCCGGCGAGUACCGCUCUCGUGUUGCUUCGGCGAUGAAGGUGACUUCAUUCCGCCAUCAAGCAAGCUGCGAACACCGGCCGCACCCUCGCCACUGGCCUUGAGGCAGCCCGUCAAAACCGCCGUGGGCGCCAACCCCGUCGCCACACCAGGGCGCUCGCUGGUUCCGCCCCGUAGUGGCCUGCCCCGCCCCAGUGCCCCGGCGGGCAGUGGAGCAGGAGGGGGCAUCCCUUUACCUCGCAGCAAGUUGGCACAGCCUGUGCGAAGAAGUCUACCGGCUCCUCGCGUCUACAGCGGCACCAGAGACAACCUGAGGGAAAGCUACUAGUCCAACAGAGGGCGCUCCACUCAAACCGUCAAUCUCGGAGUCCCACCGCAUGGCACUUUAUCUACCUGGAUGAUGCUGAACUGUUACCAGGAAUGUUGUAACAAGUAAAUCAAAAAAAUAUAUAAACGAUUCAAAAAUUUGUCCAGCGAGGCCGACGAGAACGCCAAAGAACAAAUGCGGCCUUCUCUAAAAUGGACACCGCAAGAGAAAACUCGCUUUGAUGACAACACUGAGUGUCCUUUGUCAGAAACUUCGGUGAGCUUCCGCAAAACAAAACAAAAAACGGCGAGAAACCUCAGCGAAAAACGUCAGCAAGCAUCCUUCGCGAUGGAAGCCAUACUAACUCAUUGUCUGCCACUGAUGGCCAUGAUGUCCAAUCCAUGUGGACCUCCCAGUCCACAUGGAUUGGAUGUCUAUAGCCAUUAACAGCAGACAGUUUGUGGAAAAAGUUUCCUCAUGUAAGAAAAAAAGCACCAAGAAAAAAAUGCACAAAUUUAUUUAUUGAAACGAUUAGAAAAAGACGUGACAUAUCCGUAUCAGUAUUUUCUUUUGUUCGAAUGUUUUAUAAUGUUUUGAACCUUAAUUUGCAUAGCUAACGCUCCAAAGCAUUUUUUACAUUUCCAAAGGCUCUACUUGCAGUUUUUUUUUUUCAUAAUAAGAUCAUGAAGUGCUUUGAUUAUGUUGGUUUCAGUGAAGGUGUCAAACUCUGGCACUGACGCCACGAUGCGCCUUCCUUGACAGCCUAGAUUGUUUUACUGACAUUGGCCAAAGUCAGCCAUUUUGGCUAACAAAAAGCGCAAGGAGGCCUUUCGUUAGCUUGUGCCAAUUUUGGAUUUUUGUUUUUGCAUUUUAGCCAAUGAACAUAGAAGGAGUCACGUUAUGGAAAUUUAAUUCGCUGCCAGCGCAGACAGCAAUUUUGGGAAUUUUGAAUGAUGUCAAGACCCACAGACUUCUGUGAUUUAUAUAGCAAAUGAAAGCAUCGUCUUCUUUCACAAUUAAGGAAAAAUAAUUCUACCUUCCGUUUUUUAGUAAUCCACAGCAGAUCAUGAGUUCAUCAAAAUGUCGUGAUUUCUUUCAAAGUCCAUGAAAAAUUCAAAAUUGUGGCAGUUGUGUGUCGCUAAAGCUGUACACAAGAGCCAUCACUCCCUGUGUAAAACUCAAAUUUACGUGCAUAUCUGUCGAUGGCAGUGAAUAUGUUUUUAAUGAAAGAGGGGAAAAAAACAUGUAUCCGAAUGAUUCUAUUGUGUGCCAGUGUUGGUACUUAUUGGUGUGGUGGUUCGUUUAUCAACUAGUGCCUCUGAUUUUAAAGUCUCAUAUUAUAAUUUUGUAUUUUUUUUGGUGCCAAUUUAGUUUUGCAAAGCUUUUAAUUUGCCUGCCUGCCUAUUUUUGUAAUGGAAAUGACAUUUGUUAUAAUUUUUUUGAGGAAGACAAAAAAGUUUGAAUGCGCUUUGAUAUUUAUAUCUAUUGUAUAAAUUAAAAGUUAUUUAUUCAAAAGAGGGGAAAAGGUGAAGUUAGAAUGUUGCAAAAAAAGCAAAAGAGCACACCUUUUGUGUAACAGUUUUUUUUUGUUAUUUGACCUUUUUUAAAAGCCACAAACAUGACAUGAGUUGUGUUUUCCUGUGUCAAGCCACAUUUCAAAUAAAAGUGCUAAAAUCGUA
Molecule: messenger RNA, 3792 nt
Organism: Corythoichthys intestinalis (scribbled pipefish)
Lineage: Eukaryota; Metazoa; Chordata; Actinopteri; Syngnathiformes; Syngnathidae
Gene: slain2
Product: SLAIN motif family, member 2
Exons: 10
Coding region: 341-2134 (597 amino acids)
Biological process (GO): cytoplasmic microtubule organization; microtubule nucleation; positive regulation of microtubule polymerization
Cellular component (GO): microtubule plus-end
Source: RefSeq, a predicted model, not a curated record